ACAACAGAGCGCGUACUAAGCUUAAACAACACAACAAAACAUUCACGCACACAUUCCUUCAUCAUAUCAUCUGUGUCUGUUUCUUCAACAAAUCAACAACAAUGGCAGAAUCAGAAGACAUUCAGCCCUUAGUUUGCGACAAUGGAACCGGCAUGGUCAAGGCUGGUUUUGCAGGAGAUGAUGCACCAAGGGCAGUAUUCCCUAGCAUAGUAGGACGUCCACGUCACACAGGGGUAAUGGUUGGAAUGGGACAAAAAGAUGCAUAUGUUGGUGAUGAAGCACAAUCAAAAAGAGGUAUUUUGACAUUGAAAUACCCAAUUGAGCAUGGGAUUGUUAGUAAUUGGGAUGAUAUGGAGAAGAUCUGGCAUCAUACUUUCUACAAUGAACUUCGUGUUGCUCCUGAAGAACACCCUGUCCUUCUUACUGAAGCACCUCUUAAUCCUAAGGCUAAUCGUGAGAAAAUGACUCAGAUCAUGUUUGAGACAUUCAAUACUCCUGCUAUGUAUGUUGCUAUUCAAGCUGUGCUUUCCCUUUAUGCGAGUGGUCGUACAACUGGUAUUGUUCUGGAUUCUGGGGAUGGUGUUAGCCACACGGUUCCUAUUUACGAGGGAUAUGCACUUCCACAUGCAAUCCUUCGUUUGGAUCUUGCAGGUCGUGAUCUCACUGAUGCAUUGAUGAAGAUUUUAACCGAGCGUGGCUACACUUUCACCACUUCAGCAGAGCGAGAAAUUGUAAGGGAUAUGAAGGAGAAAUUGGCUUAUAUUGCUCUUGAUUACGAGCAGGAGUUGGAAACUGCUAAAACUAGCUCAGCUGUUGAGAAGACCUAUGAGCUACCUGAUGGGCAGGUGAUCACGAUCGGUGCUGAAAGAUUCCGAUGCCCAGAAGUUUUGUUCCAGCCAUCCAUGAUAGGGAUGGAAUCUCCUGGUAUCCAUGAGACAACAUUUAACUCGAUCAUGAAGUGUGAUGUUGACAUUAGGAAGGAUCUCUAUGGUAACAUCGUGUUGAGUGGUGGUUCAACAAUGUUCCCUGGUAUUGCUGAUAGAAUGAGCAAGGAGAUUACAGCAUUGGCUCCUAGUAGCAUGAAAAUCAAGGUUGUAGCACCACCAGAGAGGAAGUACAGUGUCUGGAUUGGAGGUUCCAUUUUGGCAUCUCUCAGCACUUUCCAACAGAUGUGGAUUGCAAAGGCAGAAUAUGAUGAAUCUGGGCCAUCAAUAGUACACAGGAAAUGCUUCUAAGUUCAAAUCAUGGUCGAUGAGAGCUGGAUUAAGGAAAAUUUAAUAUAUACUUUGUACUACAAAAAUACCAUCUAGUUGGUUGAGGAACUUCCAUUUCCUAUUCUUUCUUUGAUCACGUUUCUUUGUGUUUUCCUUUCUUGAUAUGUUGGGAUAAGAACAUGAAAACUAGCAAGAUAUGUAAGAUUCAAUUUUCCCUCAUUUUGUUGUAGAGAUAUGUAUUGUUUACUGAUUUGGUUUGUUUGAAUCAACAAAUCUUUUCAUUAAGUGUUCUGGCAGUCAUAGUGGUAUGUGUUUGAUUUAUAAUUAUAUGAUACAAAAAGUCAUUGAUAAUCA
Medicago truncatula (barrel medic) is the source of this 1568-nucleotide messenger RNA. Its product is annotated as actin-3. Lineage: Eukaryota; Viridiplantae; Streptophyta; Magnoliopsida; Fabales; Fabaceae. The coding region runs from base 102 to 1235 and encodes 377 amino acids. The transcript has 4 exons. The record is from RefSeq and is a predicted model, not a curated record.